Molecule: messenger RNA, 2914 nt
Organism: Exaiptasia diaphana
Lineage: Eukaryota; Metazoa; Cnidaria; Anthozoa; Actiniaria; Aiptasiidae
Exons: 6
Coding region: 171-2777 (868 amino acids)
Source: RefSeq, a predicted model, not a curated record
AUCUUGGAUAAUUGCCAUGCACGGUGAAGAUCAUGUCAUCAUUGGAGGUCACAAGUAGUCCUAUCCGCGGUUUCGUUUGUUUCUUUUGAACUCUGAUCAACCCGAUUUACAUUGACCACAAUUCCUGAUUGAAUAUCCGCUCCUAGUUGGAUUCAAGUGGUACAUUUUGUAUGUUGUCAGUCAUGGCAUCGCGUACUACUAGUACAGUGAGUACAUCGACUGACCAAAUGCUAACGUCAAAACAAAAUAAUGAUAUACCAUCGUGGCUAAGCGUUUUGAUCGUGGUUAGUGUAAGCGCAUCGGUACMACUUUCAAUUGUCCUGUUUUCAAGCAACUAUCUAACCAGCGAGACUGGUUUUGCAGAUGGCGGAGACAUGUAUUCGCACAUCAUUGAAGCACUGUACAUCAAAGAGCAGUUCCAGCAAGGCAAARCAGAUYUAUGGUAUAGUGGCGUUACAUUGGGAUAUCCCAUCCUAAUGGCAUAUCAGCCUCUUCCUUGUCUAGUAUCAGCAGCUACUAUGAUGGCAGCAGAGAGAUAUAUGAGUCCACUUCGUGCCUUUCGCUGGCUUUUAGUUGGUAUUCUGAUAUCCAUGCCCUGGUCAUGGUUUUACUCUUGUCAAAGUCUAGGAAUGAGUCGUCUGGAGUCUUCCAUGGUAACCMUUUGUCUUUUCUCAUUACGUAGCUGGGUUGAUUUUGGUCUUGAAUUGAGUGCAUUUCAUGUUUAUGGUUUAUAUGCACAAGUUUAUGGAAUGUUUAUGCUGCCUUUAGCAGUUAGUUCAUCUUACAAGUACAUUCUCUACACCGAAGGAUCACRAGAUGUUGCCUCAGUGAUUGUUGCCCUCAAUCUUCUGUGCCAUUCUAUUUUUGGUAUUUAUGUCAUAGUAUUCACCAUUACAAUGUUGACGUCAGUCACACUAGUUCAAGUGUUCUUGGAAAGGAGAAUCAAUGGUCUCAUUGCCAUAUACACUCGUGCCCUAGAGAUUCAUGGUAUAUCAUGGGUUAUCAGUGCUUGGUGGCUUUUUCCCACAUUGUCCUACUACCAAUAUAUAGGGGGAGUUCCUUGGAAGUAUGAUGUCACAAAUCCACUUCCUUUUGAUCUUGUGUUACGUAAAUUCCUGGCUGGAGAGAUGUACGAUUUUCAACGAGGAGUUCCAUAUACCACUCUUGCAACACUUGUUGGGAUUUUUUGCAUYUGUGUUGGACAUCAAUCAAUGUAUUUCAUGCAUCACUUUGGAGAGAAAAACUUUCCCAAAUCAAACGAUAAGCUACAUACAUCUCACCUUGAGGAAAAAUCAAUUGUCAAGCCACUGCUUGGCGCACUCCAUCACUCAGAAAAAAACAAUGUAGUUCGAAGAAGACAGGUUUUUCAUACAUGGUUGAUGCUCUCAUUYACAGCUUGUUUUGUUUUGUUUCUUGGCAGAGGAACUCUUGGCUUGGUGUAUGAGUUAAUACCUUUCCAUGCUGAGAUGGAAUCACUUCGGUAUAUAAACACUUUACAUUUUCUUGGUUUACUUUUGUUUGGUAUUGGGACUUCUUUUGUACUGGCUAACACCUGUAGGUUACUAUCACAAGUAUCUGGUAUUACUGUCAAUCAUCUGGUUGUCUUAGUGAUGUUGGUAGGGGCACCUAUUUACCUUAGCAACCAGUCACAACGAAUAGYCAAUCAUCUAAGUGUUUCUGAGAUCAACAACCAAUUAGCAAAUAGAAUACAGUUAUUGAGGGGACRCCCAAUAAUUGGACGUCUCUAUGGUAACAAGGAAUUUGAUACUGCUGGUCCUUGGGAACUUUCUGUCCUCCCCUAUCUAACAGGAAAACCAGGAGUACAUUCGUAUUCCCGUGGUUACCAUGACAGCCUAACAGUCUAUUACCUUGAGUCCUUUCAACCUAACCUCAGUACUACGCCUUGGUUCCCAGACCUACUCCGACUUUUCAAUAUCAGAUAUAUUAUCGCCAAAACCAUCCCAUUAGACUUUAUAGAGGGCAGCAAGCUAUUGACGUUACUAAMAAUUGAUAAAGAUAUAACGGUGUAUAUCAGGUCUUCCAGAGAAAUGUAUGGAUAUUUCGAGUUUGUGAGUGUCCCUGGGACAAUUCAAGGGGAUCUUAAAGGCAUCAGGGAUACUGUAGUUAGCAUGACUCAAAUCUUCCAAGUUAGAGCUCUUUUAGCAAUUAAUUCUUUGUCAUAUGAAAAUGAAACGGCAAAAGUAGCUGUGACGCCCAUGACCACACCCAUUUCAUUCUACCAACCGUUGUCAAGACUGUUACACUAUUUUGGUCGUCCGGAGAGAUAUCUCACCACGUGGACGUUGAAUGGUCGCAAUGUAUCAGAACAUGAUUUCUUAGAUGGACUGAUGGGAAUGUAUUUAGUUCGUCCAAUAAAAUCUGUCAUACUAAAAGAGUCCAUUAGACCAAACUUAUACAAAGCUAUUGUCAAAGUGCCUGAUGAGGCAUUUAGUAAGGACAUUUACUCUACAGAGCAUCUACUUCUCAAGGUCACAUAUCAUCCGUAUUGGUCGUGUAAAUAUGCACCACCUACUGAGAUAUCAAGCAAUACCGAAGAGUACACAACUGAGGAAUACGAUAAMUGGACCGAGGCAGAAGUACACCACGUCAUUCCAAAUUUAAUGAGCAUUACUCUUCCACCUGGACGGCACGAAGUAAUAUGUUUUUACUCAAACCCUUUGUAUCAGAAGCUUGGGUUUCUCCUUUUCAUAUUUAUUAUUUCAUUAAUAAUUGUAAAAGAAAUAAUACAAAAAGUACAAGAAUUGAGUAUUAAUUGAUGGAUAAAUCCCUUGUAUGGCUUUUGGGGCUUUUCCAAUUAUUUAUCAUUAUUUGCAGCAUUACAUACUUUUAAAAAUGAUUUACAUAUUAUUAUUUGCUUACUAAUAUGAGUAAACUAAAAAGGAUGAUUCUUGUA